Messenger RNA from Canariomyces notabilis, 867 nucleotides. Its product is annotated as tRNAHis guanylyltransferase. Lineage: Eukaryota; Fungi; Ascomycota; Sordariomycetes; Sordariales; Chaetomiaceae. Bases 1 to 867 code for a protein of 288 amino acids. The record is from RefSeq and is a predicted model, not a curated record. Gene Ontology annotation, molecular function: magnesium ion binding; tRNA guanylyltransferase activity. The transcript has 8 exons. Gene Ontology annotation, biological process: tRNA modification.
AUGGCCAACUCCAAAUUUGAAUAUGUCAAGCAAUUUGAGCAGCCUGAUAACAUCCUGCCCAACACAUGGGUUGUGGUGAGAAUCGAUGGACGGGGUUUUACGAAGUUUGCAAACAAAUAUGGCUUUGAGAAGCCAAACGACAAACGGGCACUCGAGCUCAUGAAUGCUGCUGCGCGGGCGGUCAUGGCCGAACUGCCGGACAUCACCAUUGCCUAUGGAGUCAGCGAUGAAUACAGUUUCGUCUUUCACAAGACAUGUGUGCUUUUCGAGCGGCGAUCUAGCAAGCUGGUUUCGACAAUCGUCUCGACCUUCACCGCAUACUAUGUCCACUAUUGGCCGACCUACUUCCCAGAUACUCCGUUAUCCCCGCCCCUGCCCAGCUUCGACGGCCGAGCCGUGUGUUAUCCCAGCGUGCAGAAUCUGCGAGACUACAUGAGCUGGAGACAGGUUGAUUGUCAUAUUAACAAUCUUUACAAUACAACUUUCUGGGCCCUCAUUCAGUUAGGCGGGAUGGAUGCCACGGAGGCCGAGAAGACACUCAAGGGGACGUAUGCUGCCGACAAGAACGAGAUUCUCUUCUCCCGAUUCAGCAUCAACUACAACAAUGAGCCCGAGAUUUACAAAAAGGGCAGCGUCGUCUUCCGGGAUUACGAGCCGGUGGAGCCUGGAACACACAAUGCUGCCGCCGAAGCCGACAGUCUGGCCGUCCCGGUCCAGCAAUCAAAGACACAGAACGAGACGGACAGAAAACGGCGAGCAAAGGCGCCUAUUGUGGUAGAGCACCUUGAUAUUAUCAAGGACGACUUCUGGGACCGCCGGCCGUGGCUGCUAUCAAAUAAGCCGGGCAAAAUUCCCAAAGAGGUUUGA